AUGCCGAGUUACAAUCGACAACUCUGUCCAUUGAUAACAACGACGAACAAUACGGCUACAACUAUCGUACCAACUACAACUACAACUGAUGCUCCACAAAUAGCAGUCAUACCCAAUAUUCCUGCUAAUGCUCGUUGGGUACAGAAUGGAGUGACUGUUGCUGGAGGUAAUGGGCAAGGCAGUGCCACCAAUCAACUCGACCGUGCUUACGGUCUUUGCGUUGAUGACGAUUAA
This is a messenger RNA of Rotaria sordida, 234 nucleotides long. NCBI's taxonomy places the organism in Eukaryota, Metazoa, Rotifera, Eurotatoria, Philodinida, Philodinidae. The record is from the annotation of a GenBank genome assembly.